This is a messenger RNA of Drosophila arizonae, 1097 nucleotides long. Its product is annotated as carbohydrate sulfotransferase 13. Lineage: Eukaryota; Metazoa; Arthropoda; Insecta; Diptera; Drosophilidae. The record is from RefSeq and is a predicted model, not a curated record. Gene Ontology annotation, cellular component: membrane. Gene Ontology annotation, biological process: carbohydrate biosynthetic process. Gene Ontology annotation, molecular function: sulfotransferase activity.
UAUCAAACUAAGAGUGCAAAUUUACAAAAUCAUCCAAUGAAAAGCAGCUUGAAUCCUGUUAAAAUCACAGCCAUUAGAGAUAAUGGAACAUAAUGCACUACAACUAUUUGGCAUUUUGCUGAUCUACACAUUUGCGCAGCUCUGGGCAGCGCCCGCAUUCGGGGAUGGGAACAACAACAAUGUCAAGAUCACCAAACAGAGUCUGGAGCUCACUCAGACGAUCAACAUACAGCGUCAGGAGUAUUUGCAGAGACAAUGUGAUCUACUGCGUGAUGCCGACACACAGACAGUGGAUGAUCUUACAGACCUGCAAAUGGAUCAUAUGAUUGUGGAUAAGGAGCAUAAACUGCUCUACUGCUACGUGCCAAAGGUGGCCUGUACGAAUUGGAAGCGGGUGCUGAUGCUCUUGACGGGCAAAUGGCAGAACGGCACGGAUCCGUUGAUGAUACCUGGUGCGCUGGCCCAUUCGGUGGGCAUGUUCACCAAGUUCUCUGACCUCAGUGAGGAGGAGCGCGCGCAGGUGUUCAGCGAGGAGUACACACGCUUCAUUCUGGUGCGACAUCCAUUCGAGCGGCUGCUCUCGGCGUAUCGCAAUAAACUGGAGGGAGGUUCGCCUAGUGCCAGGUACUUUCAGUCGCGAGUGGGUCGACAGAUUGUGCAUGAGCUGCGACCGGGCGCUAGUAAUGCGUCCCUGGAGCUGGGCAACGAUGUUCAGUUUGGCGAGUUUGUGCAGUAUCUGUUGACGCCGGAGCUGAGUCGCACCAAUCAGACGGAUUACAACGAGCACUGGGAGGUCAUCGCCAAGCUGUGCAAUCCCUGUGUCAUGAAGUACAACGUAGUGGGCAAAUACGAUACAUUGCUGGAUGACUCCGCAUUGGCGCUAUAUCUGGCUGGUGCCAAGAACUUGACAUUCCCCACUGGCCACAAGCCAUCCAGCACGCGUGCGAAUCUAAGAAAAUACUUUGAUCCUCUGCCAAUUGGCGCAAUACGUCGUCUAUAUGAGAUCUAUGAGGAGGACUUUCGUCUCUUCGACUAUGGCUUAGAUGAUGUGUUGGGCUUUGAAUUCGGCUGAUAUCACUCUGCAUAUAUAUGCACAU